Messenger RNA from Phycodurus eques (leafy seadragon), 1604 nucleotides. RefSeq names its product elongation factor 1-alpha-like. Gene Ontology annotation, molecular function: translation elongation factor activity; GTPase activity; GTP binding. Gene Ontology annotation, biological process: translation; translational elongation. The transcript is spliced from 8 exons. Lineage: Eukaryota; Metazoa; Chordata; Actinopteri; Syngnathiformes; Syngnathidae. Bases 100 to 1485 code for a protein of 461 amino acids. The record is from RefSeq and is a predicted model, not a curated record.
GAGGCUGACUCCGCCCUCCCCCGGCUUCUCUAUAAAAGCUUCGGGCGCUUCCGGCUCGGUCUUUCGUCUGUUCCGGAUCGGGGACUACAGUCGCUCGAAAUGGCCAAGGAGAAAACCCACAUCAACAUCGUGGUCAUCGGACACGUGGACUCCGGAAAGUCCACCACCACCGGGCACUUGAUCUACAAGUGCGGCGGCAUCGAGAAGCGAGCCAUCGAGAAGUUCGAGAAGGAGGCGGCUGAGAUGGGCAAGGGCUCCUUCAAGUACGCGUGGGUGCUGGACAAGCUGAAGGCCGAGCGGGAGCGCGGCAUCACCAUCGACAUCGCUCUGUGGAAGUUCGAGACCGGCAAGUUCUGCGUGACCAUCAUCGAUGCCCCCGGGCACAGGGACUUCAUCAAGAACAUGAUCACGGGCACAUCGCAGGCCGACUGCGCCGUGCUGAUCGUUACGGCCGGCGUGGGCGAGUUCGAGGCCGGCAUCUCCAAGAACGGGCAGACCCGCGAGCACGCCCUGCUGGCCUACACGCUCGGCGUGCAGCAGCUCAUCGUCGCCGUCAACAAGAUGGACUCCACCGAGCCCCCGUACUCCGAGGGCCGCUUCGAGGAAAUCACCAAGGAGGUCAGCACCUACAUCAAGAAGAUCGGCUACAACCCCAAAGCCGUCCCCUUCAUCCCCAUCUCCGGGUGGCACGGAGACAACAUGGUGGAGGCCAGUUCCAAGAUGACCUGGUUCAAGGGCUGGCAAAUCGACCGCAAGCAGGGCAAAGCCAGCGGUGGCACCCUCUACGAGGCCCUGGAUGCCAUCUUGCCUCCUGAACGGCCCACUCGGAAGCCCCUCCGUCUCCCCCUGCAGGACGUCUACAAAAUUGGAGGUAUCGGCACCGUCCCCGUCGGCCGCGUGGAAACCGGCGUCCUGAAGCCCGGCAUGGUCGUCACCUUCGCCCCCGCCAACCUGACCACCGAGGUCAAGUCCGUGGAGAUGCACCACGAGUCGCUGCCCGAGGCCACCCCCGGCGACAACGUGGGCUUCAACGUCAAGAACGUGUCCGUCAAGGAGGUCCGCCGCGGUUACGUCGCCGGCGACAGCAAGAACGACCCGCCCAUGGGUGCCGAUAACUUCAAAGCUCAGGUCAUCAUCCUGAACCACCCGGGCCAGAUCAACGAGGGCUACGCCCCCGUGCUGGACUGCCACACGGCCCACAUCGCCUGCAAGUUCACCGAGCUCCUCGAGAAGAUCGACCGUCGUUCCGGCAAGAUAAUCGAGAACAACCCCAAGUUCCUCAAGUCCGGAGACGCCGCCAUCGUCAAGAUGAUCCCCCAGAAGCCCUUGGUGGUGGAGGCCUUCUCUCAAUACGCUCCCCUUGGCCGCUUCGCCGUGCGGGACAUGAGACAGACGGUGGCCGUUGGCGUCAUCAAGGAGGUGGAGAAGAGCGCCCCCACCGGCGGGAAGGUCACCAAGGCCGCUCAGAAGGCGCAGAAGAAAUGAACCGUCGCCGACGUCGGGCCGCGCCAUCAGCUCGCUCGAACCCACUGGAAAAGGAAGAACACAUGCAAUCCUACUUUUACUUUGAAGCCAAAACAAUAAACAUCGCACGUGUGACCGAA